AUGACAUCCCACGGACCGGAUACCUGCUGCUACAGGGGAUUCAAGCACGAAGGCGAAGCGACAGGUCAAAUUGAACAAUGGAACGACUUCGAGGUCUAUGUCAAAUACCCUGAAGAUCGGUCUACGGAGAAAGCGAUUCUUUUCUUGACUGAUGUCGUUGGUCAUCGAUCCAUCAACUCUCAACUGAUGGCGGACCAAUUCGCCGCCAACGGGUACUUCGUUGUGAUGCCCGACCUCUUCUAUGGAGAUGCAAUCGACCUCAACACAGUCGGCGAGCUCGAUAUUCCCAAGUGGUUCGGAGGCGGAUACAACGCCAAAGGAAUCGGGCACGACCCGUCCACCGUUGACCCAAUUGUCGAGACAUGCUUGUUUAAGAUGCGAACCAAAUACCAUUGCAAAAAAAUCGGUGCUGUGGGAUACUGUUUCGGAGCGAAAUACGUCGUCCGCCAUUUACGCCCAGAUCAAGCAAAAAUCGACGCGGGAUACGGCGCACAUCCAAGCCAGGUCGAAAAGGACGAGCUUCAAGGUAUCAAGGGACCGCUCGCCAUCGCCGCGGCGGAGAACGACCACAUUUUCCCGCCCGAGAAGCGGCACGAGAGUGAGGAGAUCCUAAAAUCCUUGGGUCUCCCUUACCAGAUAAAUCUGUACGGGGGCGUUGCGCACGGCUUCGCCGUGCGUGGAGACAUGAAGGAUCGGACACAGUUGUACGCCAAAGAGGCAUCUUUCUCACAAGCUUUGCAGUGGUUUGCAGAGUAUCUGUAG
This is a messenger RNA of Cladophialophora psammophila CBS 110553, 762 nucleotides long. RefSeq names its product esterase/lipase. Lineage: Eukaryota; Fungi; Ascomycota; Eurotiomycetes; Chaetothyriales; Herpotrichiellaceae. Bases 1 to 762 code for a protein of 253 amino acids. The record is from RefSeq and is a predicted model, not a curated record. Gene Ontology annotation, molecular function: hydrolase activity. The transcript has 4 exons.